This is a messenger RNA of Myripristis murdjan (pinecone soldierfish), 3183 nucleotides long. RefSeq names its product tromal interaction molecule 2a (gene stim2a). NCBI's taxonomy places the organism in Eukaryota, Metazoa, Chordata, Actinopteri, Holocentriformes, Holocentridae. The record is from RefSeq and is a predicted model, not a curated record. The coding region runs from base 1 to 3183 and encodes 1060 amino acids. Gene Ontology annotation, biological process: store-operated calcium entry; intracellular calcium ion homeostasis; activation of store-operated calcium channel activity. The transcript is spliced from 12 exons. Gene Ontology annotation, cellular component: endoplasmic reticulum; plasma membrane. Gene Ontology annotation, molecular function: calcium ion binding; calcium channel regulator activity; protein binding.
AUGUUGCCUCUCUCCCCGGUGCUGCUCCUCGUCCUCCGCUCUGCGCUCUUCGUGGCCACAGAAGGCGUGGGAAACCUGCAGGGUUUCGCCUUGCCUGACCCGUGCAUGGUGGUGUCUCCUCCUUGUAUGAGCGAGGCGGACCGCUACAGCCUGGAGGCCCUACGGAACAUCCACCAGAUGAUGGACGAUGACCAGGAUGGAGGGAUUGAGGUGGAGGAGAGUGUUGAGUUUAUUAUUGAGGACAUGAAGCAGCAGCAGACCAAUAAACACAGCAACUUGCACAGAGAAGACCAACAUAUCACUGUAGAGGAGCUCUGGAGGGGAUGGAAGUCAUCUGAAGUUCAUAACUGGACUCAAGACGAUGUGCUUCGCUGGCUGAAGGACUUUGUUGAGUUGCCUCAGUAUGAGAGAAACUUUAAAGACUUUAAAGUGAAUGGAAACACCCUCCCCAGGAUUGCAGCCAAUGAGCCUUCAUUCCUAAGUGGCCAUCUGAGGGUUCAGGACCAGAGAGACAAACAGAAGCUCAAUAUCAAAGCUCUGGAUGUGGUGUUGUUUGGACCACCAACCCGUCCUCCUCAUAACUACAUGAAAGACCUGCUGCUAAUUGUUUCGGUGGUGAUGGGAAUUGGAGGCUGCUGGUUUGCUCAGGUCCAGAACAAAGCUAGCAAGAUCCACAUUGCCAAGAUGAUGAAAGACCUGGAGAGUCUUCAGAGAGCUGAGCAGAGCCUCAGAGAACUACAGGAACAACUAGAGCGAGCCCAGGAAGAAAAGCGAAAUGUGGCCGAGGAGAAACAGAGUCUGGAGGAGAAGAUGAGAGAUGAGAUCAUGGGGGCGCAGGAGGAGGCCCACCGUCUGCACGAGCUGAGGCAGGGGGCUGUCAGUGAACUCAGCCGCCUCCGAUAUGCAGAAGAAGAGCUGGAGCAGAUUCGUGGAGCACUCAAGCAGGCAGAGAAAGACAUGCAGGCUAGCUGGUCUGCCUCAGAGGUCCUCCAACUGUGGUUGCAACUGACCCAUGAGGUGGAGGUCCAGUACUACAAUGUCAAGAAGCAGAGUGCAGAACUACAGCUUGCCAUUGCCAAGGAAGAGGCAGAGAAGAUUAAGAAGAAGAGGAGUUCUGUGCUGGGGACUCUCCAUGUGGCUCACAGCUCUUCUCUAGACCAGGUUGAUCACAAGAUCCUUGAGGCAAAGAAUGCCUUGUCUGAGGUGACAGCUUGUCUACGGGAGCGCCUUCACCGCUGGCAGCAGAUUGAGCGUCUGUGUGGCUUCCCCAUCCUGAAGAAUGCUGGCCUGGCAAACCUCACUGCUAAACUCUACACAGACCCCAGUGUCCUGGGAAUUCCCAGAGCUCCUCACCAACCCUGCUCAUGCCACAGUUCGGUCCAUGGGUCAGUGGAGGAUCUGAUAGAAGACCCUGCUUCGUCAGUUAUAUCACAGAUACCAGUGGUUACUUUUGUUCUUUCCCCAGUUCCACCAAUGAAGCGCUCUCCUCGGUCUCGGGGUUCCACCAUAUGUCGUUCACGUCGUACUGGGGUUAUUACUCAGCCUACAGCCUCUGUGAUCUCAUCAGACCCUGACCUCCUUAUCCCCAUCCAUGCACCAUUCCCUUGCUUUGAGGAGGAGAAAGAGCUCUUCCACACACCCCAGAAGAGACAAGACUCCCAGGAGAUAUUCCCAGACACAGAUUACAUGACUCCACCUACUCUUAGCAGAAUAUUUCCUAGUUCCUCCACCAUCGACGCAUCAUCUUGCAAAAUAUAUCGUGAUGAAAUGGAGCUAUUUGACAACGCCAUUAGAAAGCCCUCCAGUAAAGAACUGGAAGCCUCUAUUGAAUCUCCAGUCCGCAAAAUCUCUGUGGAAGAACAAGAAGCUUCUGCAGAUGUUGUCAGUACAAAGAUUUUAAAAGAAAAAGUACUGGAUAAUUGUGUGGAAAAUCUUGAGGACACUGAGUCUUUGACAGAUGCUCCUUCAAGGAAGAUGUCCAGAGAAAGAAAUGAGGUUUCAGUGGAGGCUCCAGCUAGAAAGGGGCAUUACAAAGAGUUGGAAGCCGCAGCAGAGUUUGCAGCAAGACAAAUAGAGACAAAUACAGUGGGGGUUUUGAUGGACCCUUCCUCAAGGAAUUUAUACAGAGAUCGAAGUGAUUUACCACUGGAUGUUACAGCUAGGAAAAUUCUUUGGGAUGAAUUAGAUACUUCAACAGAUGUUGCAACCAGGAAGAUAUCAAGAGAUAUGAUGGGGGGUUCAAUGGACUGCACAUCAAGAAAGAUAAUACGAGAGGAGAUGGAGCUUCCGUUUGACUCAGUAUCCAGGAAGAUUUCCAGGGAUUUAAUGGGAAUGUCUCUGGAUACAGGUUCUAGAAAGAUAACCAGGGAUAAAGGAGAGUAUCAGCUUGAUUCCUCUGUGAAAGCAAUUCCAAGGGACAAAGUAGCCGAUACUGCUGGAGCAGUGACAAGAAAGAUUUCUAGAGAUGAGCCAGAGUAUUCUACUGAUAGUCCCUCAAGAAAGAUGCUACCAAGAGAGACAAUGGAAGCACUGAUAGAUACCUCCUCCUGUAAGGUGUCAAGAGAAAAACAGGAAUUUGGAUCAGAAACUUUAGCAAAUAGGAGAACACUGAGAGAUGAACUCAAGAUGUCUGCUGGCUCUUUUAGAAAAAGAAUACCAAGAGACAAGACUGUCAGUUCCAUAGACAUACCCACAGCAAAGAUAUCCUGGGAUAGAGUUGAUGCUGCCAUGGAAACACAGAAACAAACAAUACUCAGGGAUGAGUAUGCAUCUGAAUCAAGUUUAACUCCAGGUCGGAUUGGACAGCCAGACCUAACCAUAACCUCCCUUGUGCCAUGGAAACCAUCAUCAGACCUUUUCCCUACUGGUCCUUUAAGCCAGCUCGUGUAUGAUGGAAUCCUAGAGAAGUCCUACACCUCAGCAGCUGCAAACCCAACCACCCGCAGUGACCUCUCUAUCUCAACACCCAACUUGACACACGGCAGGUUUCUAGGAGAGACAGAGCCGCCAGUACCACCACCAAGGGUCACUGCCCCAUCUUCAACUGCAUCACCCCCUGAAUGUGGAGAUGAAAAGAACAAAGACAAAGAGAAGGGGAAAAAAUCCUUAAAGCUCAAGAACCUUUUUAAAAAGAAAAAAGAAUCAACUUCAGAGAGGCUUGAAAGUGGCCUUCAGAAGCUCUGA